This is a messenger RNA of Belonocnema kinseyi, 1064 nucleotides long. RefSeq lists its product as uncharacterized. Bases 234 to 1064 code for a protein of 276 amino acids. Lineage: Eukaryota; Metazoa; Arthropoda; Insecta; Hymenoptera; Cynipidae. The record is from RefSeq and is a predicted model, not a curated record. The transcript is spliced from 4 exons.
AACAAAGAAAAGGCUUCCGUUGCUCAGGAUGAAGCUUUUCUAGUAUCAGCAGAAAAAUUUAUUACCUUUGGUGCAGGAAACGGCUCACAGAAGGAAAAGUGGUGUCUUGAUAGUGGAUGCACUUCGCAUCUACGUAAGGAAGAAAAUAUUUUCAUAAAUUUCGAAAAUACUACACCUAAAACUACACCUCGCUAGUGAUGCAUCUACUGACGUGAGAGCGAAAGACAAACUUUAUGUCCGUCGCAAAGAUAACGGAUACAGAUCACGAAGUCACUUUUAAGAAGAUAAUUGCUAUUGUGAAAAAUGAAAACGGAAACGUGAAAAUGGUCGCCGACAGGAUGGGAGGUUUGUACUACAUAAAAGAAAUAAAUAAAGAAGGAACAUGCAUGGCAUCAAAUGAUCUUCGGAAAACGCAAGAAAUGAUUUGGCAUGAACGAAUAGGUCAUUUGAAUCAACACGAUCUUUUUCAAAUGAAGAAAAACGAAGUCACAACUGGAAUGACGUGGACAAAUGAAUCUUUUAUUCCACCAUGCGAAAUUUUCCUGCAGGCAAACUACAUCAGGAACCGAUGUCCUACAAAAACACUUGACGGAAGAACCGCAUUCGAUAAAUGGACAGAAAAUCUCCCGGACCUAAGACACUUACGAAUCUUUGGAGAAAAGGCAGUAGUCAUUGACAAAAAUAUCUCGAGAGGAAAAUUGGAUCCUCCUGAAAUUGAAAUCGAACCUGAUCUCACGGAAAACCAAGAACCAGAACAACAAAUUCCUUACAUGGAAGAAAAUGAACAUUUUCUUGAAGAAGAGAGACCCAUCUUUCCUGAAGAUUUACUCGAAGAAGAACAUAUAGAAGAGAGACAGAAUCGAUUAGAAGAAGAGGGACUCCUUGAAGCGGAAGGAAAUCUGAGAAGCGGUCCAGGAAGACCAAAAAUCCUUAGGACUGGAAACAAAGGACGUCCUACGAAGCAGUACUCUAUGAUACAACCUCAAGAAGAAAUACCAAAUAUAGGAGACGAAAUGGAAAGCGAACAAGAAAAUUGUGUUCUCAUGAACAUCUUUGAAGAUUAA